Molecule: messenger RNA, 2057 nt
Organism: Manihot esculenta (cassava)
Lineage: Eukaryota; Viridiplantae; Streptophyta; Magnoliopsida; Malpighiales; Euphorbiaceae
Exons: 2
Coding region: 718-1941 (407 amino acids)
Source: RefSeq, a predicted model, not a curated record
GUAUAUAAUAAUCAAAGUCUGCUCCAGGUGGGAUCAUGGCAAUAUUGUGAAAUAUAAAAUGUCCAUGUCUUUGGACGUGACUUAAAAUAAAGCUUAAAGGACUAAGCUAUGUCUUAACUGGUGCCGCUUGUUACGCUUUAGUAAAGAGCAAAAUCUAAUCUCCACACAAGACAAGAAGUGAAAAAAUCUAAUAGGACAUCGUAAUGAUUAUUGUAACAUAGUAAAAAACACAAUAAAAAUCAGAUGAGGACGAUAGUGAAACUUGAAAAUCUCCCUUAAUAUUGUGGUCAAGUCCUGUACUUUUUCACCCAAGGCAUACAAGCUCUGAUCCAGGCGAUCUCAAGGCCUCCAUUGUGGAUAAUAAUCUUUAUUAGCAUUCUAAAAAAUUUUAAGACGUUGAGGUGGUAGUUUGUGAACCUUUAAUCUUAAUGGGGUUGGAAUCCUUAAUCUUUUAGACAAGUAUUUGAUGAUAAUGGGCCCCCAAAAACAUAUAUUUAGACUUCUUGACUCGCCACUAUUACAAUGGCUGGUUUGACAAAGGAAAUAAGCUACAGAAAUGGUGAGUAGAGCACCAAAAGAGAAACACGCUCAGGAGAAUAUUGGUUGCCUUUCCUUGACAGCUUUCUUAUCUUGCCAAUUUCAGAUCUUCAUGCAUAGCUUUUCUUGUGUUAUAUAAAGACCAGAAACCACAGAAAGUGAUCAUAAAGCAAAAAAAUAAUGCCUGCAUUUUGGUUCUCUCUCAAAAGAUCAUUGAAGUGCAAAUCACAGCCAUCAGAUGUGCACGAUCCAAAGGCCAGGAGCAAUCUGACCAACGUUCAGACAAGAAAGCCAUGUGGGUUUGGAUGCUCAAGAUCCGUGUCUAAUCUAAGAGAUGUCCUUCAUGGAAGCAAGAGACACACAGAUAAGCCACCAAGUUGCAGUCCAAGAUCUCUAGAGAGCAGUGACUUCAUCAACCCAAUUACCCAUGAAGUAAUCCUCAGCAACUCCACAUGUGAGCUCAAGAUUACUGGGUUUGGUGGCAAUGGUGGUUGUAAGAGUGUCUCUUCAACUUUUGUGGGUACCCUUAAGCCUGGGACCCCUGCCCCUGGAGGCCAUGAUUUGGUGCCCCAUUGUAACUCCACAAGGUCAAAUAGCCUUUCUAGAAAGGUUCACGGUGAUUCUCCAGUCUUUGGCUCUGGCUCUGCCACAGGCAAUGCUACAUCUUCCAAGCCAAGGGCUUCUCUUGAUGCAAAACCUUCAACUCUAACUUGCAGAAAAUGUUGCGAGAAUUUAAAGACAUUGGAGACUCUUGAAGCUCAUCAUCUCUCCAAACAUGCUGUUACUGAACUGUUAGAAGGCGACUCAUCCAGAAGGAUAGUAGAAAUAAUCUGCAGAGCAAGAUGGCUGAAAUCUGAAGCUAAUUGCAUCAACAUAGCAAGAGUUUUUAAGGUUCAUAACAUGCAAACCACCAUUGCUCAAUUUGAAGAACACAGAGAACUGGUGAAGAUCAAAGCUAGUAAACUUCCGACAAGACACCCACGUUGUCUUGCUGAUGGAAAUGAGCUCUUGAGGUUCCAUGGCACAGCCAUUGCUUGCUCUCUUGGCUUGAAUGGCUCUUCUGGCUUGUGUACAUUGGAGAAAUGUGGUGUUUGCAAAAUCUUAAGACAUGGAUUCUGUAAGAAAGAUGUUAAAGGUGGUUUUGGUAUAUUCACUGCUUCUACUAGUGGAAGAGCUUUGGAGUCUGUUGAAAUUAGCCAAGAGAACCAUUGUGCAAGAAAGGCUUUAUUGGUAUGCAGAGUUAUUGCAGGAAGGGUUCAUAAACCUCUGGAGAAUUUUCAAGAAAUUGCAGGCUAUUCUGGCUUUGACUCAUUGGCUGGAAAAGUUGGUCAAUUUUCCAAUAUUGAAGAGCUCUAUCUACUAAAUCCUAAAGCUCUCCUCCCUUGUUUUGUAGUCAUUUGCUAACCCUGAAUUGAAUGUCAGCAACCCAAUUUUUCUUUUUUCUUUUCCUUUAUCAUAUUUACUAGUCCAGUAGUUCUGUCCAUAUUUUCCAACAGUUAAAAGGGCAUCUACUUGUAAUA